AUAGAGGGAAAAGUAAGACCUGGCUCCAAUAGCUAAGCUACUGAAACGGACUUAAAAACUCUCCAAAUUGCCCCAAUUCAACUUUCCCUCUUCUUCCCGCUCACCACAUUCCAACUCCUUUUCUUCAAAACUCAAUAUUUUUCCAAACAUCUGAAAAGCGAAUAGAGGAGUAAAGAGCUGCUAGCGAUGGCGGGAGGCAACACAUUUGCCAAGACCAUUUGCUCAAUCUGCUAUGAGGAUCUCAAACCUAUAGUCGAAGACCUUCAAUCCAUUUCUCUUUGCGGCCAUGUCUUUCACGAGCUUUGUCUUCAGCAAUGGUUUGAGUAUUGUACAAAUGGAAAGAAGAAGAACUGUCCAGUUUGCAAACAGACUUGUACGGAGAAAAACACAAACAGGCUUUAUUUCCAAUCAGUUGGUGAUCCAAAUGAUCCUAGUUUCUCCCAACCAUCACAUGACCUUGAGGGGAGUCCUUGCGAAUUGCGCGAUGAGGUUAAAAGGUUGGAGGGGAAAGUUUUAAAACUGGCUUCUACUCUGGAACAGCAACAGAAAGAUCUCAAAGAAGUUAAUCUUGAGUUGUUCACCUGCAAAGAGCAGUUGAAAGUAGAAGUAUCUCUAAAGAAUGAAGCUAAAAAACAGAAGACAUCAAUUCAACAGCUGCUUCAUCUAAAAUCUCAGGAGCUGGAUCAAUCAACCUUGGAAUGCAGAAGACAUCAAGAAAGAAAUAUGGCCCUAGCUAAGGAGCUCGCAGCACUCAAGCUAGUUUGUGAUGUGAACUUGGGCGAAGAAGAGGUCUUGAAGCUUGCUUCAUUGGGCAAUGAGGCCAACAGUAAAGAGACGAUUGACGUCUUGAAGAAGUCACUGGUCAUGCGUAACAAGAGUUACAAAGAAUUGAUGACCAAAUGCAACACUCUUGGGAGGGGAGAGGCUCGUUCUCUUAGUAAACUUGGGAAGGCUCUAGAGAAGAUAGAUAAGCUCAAGGCAACAGUCCAAGAGCUUGAGAUGGCUGUUGAAGGAAGGGACAAUAGAAUUUUGAGAACUUUGAGAGUUUCCAAGAAAUUUGAUGUUGAUUCUGGAAAAGGUUAUAGUAAAGAACUGAAAGCUGACAGGUGCCCUCAUGAAAAUCAGAAAAAGACGCUUGUUGAGGCAGAAGUAGAUUUGCAUCAGUUCACUGGCUCUGGUCAUGAUUCUAGUCCACAGAAAAAAAGAAAGCUUAUGUCUAAUGAUGCAAGUGAAAAAGGUACAGCAGAUUAUAUAAUAGCUAGUAGUCUUGAUCAAGAUAAUCAGGAGAAAAACUCUUUCCAGAAAAAUAAGGAUACAGGCAUUUCGGAGACUUCCAGUUAUGUGCAUGACGUAUCAAAUCAAAAACUGAGUCUACCAAUUGACCAUAAGAAGGCAGUCAAUGAUAGUGUUUUGUCAAGGUUGGAGGCAACUUCAAAGACUGGCGGUGGAACUCAAGUGCAGGUAUCAGAUAGCAAGGAUGAACUCUCAGGCUCAAGGAGUUGUGGCAAGAGGAGCACAGUAAACAUGUCACCUGUAACUAUUCUUGAUGACGAUGAUUUUCUCCCUCUAGAUGACUCUAUGAAGCGUCAGCCCUCAUUUCACAUCAGAAAAGAGACUUCAUCGCCAGCUUUACUUGCCGAACCAGGAGACAACUGCUUCUCCGGUGGAUUAUUAGGUCCUGAUGGAACCAAUUGGCAUUUGGGAAAAUGGUGUAAGAAGGUGCAGAACAAGAGAUCUGCAGGGUUGCAAAAAUCAAAUGCAAAUUCUGGUGAUUUGAUUUCUGUGGGAGCUGAUGGCAGAGGUGGCAGGAUUAAAGUUCUGCGAUCAAUAAAUCAGGCCUCAUUGGACAAUAAGGAAAGUACAACCUUAGUAAAGAGAUGCAAAUUUGGCACGAAAGCAAGUAAUGUCCAGUCUCAAGGAUGCUUGCAAAUAGAACAUUUCUUCGGCAGGGCUCGUCAAUAGCUCUGUGCUCUAUGGCACUUGUAGAAUUACAUCCUGUAAAUUAUUCAUAAUGAUAGAGUGAGCACCCAUUCAUUUUCCAGCUUUUAGAAAUCUUGCUAGCUAGAUCAGUAUUUUUCCCUAUCUUUUGACGAAAGUUACAGAAACAAAGAGAUCAUUGUGUUGUAAGGAAACUGCAUCCCUUGUAGUUUAGAUGCUGAGUUAUUUUUAUGUUGUAUAAACUUAGAUUAGUUUUGAUUGUAGAAAUAAAUUUAACUGAAUCUAUUCAAAUUGCAUUAGUCAAUUUGGUAUGUUGAUGGAAAAAUAAGUAUAAGAGGGGAAAGUCUCAGUUCCAUUG
Nicotiana tabacum (common tobacco) is the source of this 2296-nucleotide messenger RNA. RefSeq lists its product as uncharacterized. Lineage: Eukaryota; Viridiplantae; Streptophyta; Magnoliopsida; Solanales; Solanaceae. Gene Ontology annotation, molecular function: zinc ion binding. The record is from RefSeq and is a predicted model, not a curated record.